CGGUCGUUCGGUAAUCGGUAACGUCAACGUCAGGGUUGACAACGACCGAUUCGGUUAACGGUUACGUUACGUAACCGUUAACCGUAACCGGCGUAACCUCACAUCUCUGAAUUUGAAUAGGGCAUUUCAACAUGCUGUCAAAAUUAAUUCCAUCUCACAGCUGGGAGGCACACUUAGUCCUGGGAGGCACACUUGCUGGAUACUUGUCAAGGCCAUAUAGCCUAAAAAAAAUUAUAUAAGAAGAAAAAGUGAGGUUAUGUUAUUAAUUAAUUAUUAAAAUGCAGUACUGCAAGCAAAAUACAAUUAAUUAAAUUUAGUUUUAUAUAAUAAUUGCAUAUCAUAUCAAUAUUGUGGAGCAACCUUAGGAGAGGUAACGCGCUAUCUGUCUUUCAAGCAUCUUUCAAGCGAAAGUGAAGCCGAUUUUGACCGCGGUCCGCCAUUCGUUUGGUGCCCACCUGAGACCUGAGGUUUGACACCACUUGUUUUAUUUUUUAUUAGUAAUUUCUGAGUGAAAACUAGCAUAUUUUUAACUCUUUAAAAUGGUGAUGUGUUCGUCUUACGGUUGUAAAAGCAACAGCAGAAGGAAGGAAGUGGGAGUUACAUUUCACAGGUUUCCAAAAGAAGAAGCAAAAAGAAGUCUAUGGAUUGAAAAUAUGAAAAAUAAAAACUUUACACCCACAAAAAACUACAGAAUCUGCUCGAAACACUUUGAAGAUAUUUUUUUUUAUGAAACUACCACAGGAAAAACUAAAUUGUUGGAUCAAGCAGUACCAACUCUAUUUAUUGAGUUGCCAAAAAGUGUGCAGCCAAAAGGAGAACUUCGAAAGAUGCCUGCCAAAUGUUCGAUUCCGAAUUGUACCAGCAAUUAUGCUUCCACCUAUGAAGGGUAUGUUAGUGUUUUCAAAUAUCCUCGAGAUAAUGAUGUAAGACAACAAUGGCUAAAAAGUAUCCCUCGAAAGAAUUGGGAACCCUCACAUAAUUCAGUGGUUUGUGUGAAACAUUUUUGUGAAGACGACCUUCUAUUUUAUGAUACUUAUAAAGAUAAGGAUGGUGUGUUAAAGUCUUAUCCAAGAUUAAGGCCUACUCUGAGAGAAGGUGCUGUUCCAAAAAUAUUUCCAGGAUCAAAAGAUUGGGCAAAGCAAAAAGAUUGGGCAAAGCCAAAAGAUGGUGCUGAAACAAGCAGUCUCGUGAAAAGACCUGGAUCCUAUAGGAAGCAAUUGAAACCUGGUGUAUUUCAUGGAUGGUGUCCAGAGUAUCAGCCAAAACCAAAAAAGUUGAAGAUAAGUGAUGUCCAAAAUGGAGAGAAGAAGAACGUCCAGGAGUUGAAUACUUUGAUAGAAAAUGAUACUGUUGAUGCCGCUAUAAAUAGUCAGAAGGACCUUGUUGGUACUACAAUAAAAACCUCAAUUGAAGACCAAGAUAUUCUAAGUGACCUUAACCUAAUAUCAAAGCUUACACAGGAUAAUUCAAAUAUCGAGAUUGAGAUUGAAACAGACACACCAGGGCAAAGAUCUUUUAAACCAAAAUCUGUGAAACUUAUAGUGAUUAAAGAUCUAAGUGUACCAUUAAUUAAAGUUGAUGCUUUAGAAGAAUAUUGUAAUAGAUUGAGCCAAGAAAAUAAGAAUCUUAAGGAGAUUUUAAAGGAAUUACCGAAACAGUCUUCUAGUUUACCGUCUCUGACGGAUAAUACAGGAAAAAAAAACUAUUUUUUAGAUACCUCAAUUGAAAACCAAGAGAUCCUAACUUAUCUAAACCUAAAAUCCAAACGUACACGGCAUAAUUCAAAUAUCAAGAUUGAACCAAGCGCACCAAAAUAUAGAUCUUAUAAUCCUCAACGCGUGAAAGAUAUAUUGCUUAAAGAUCGAAGUCUACCAAUAAUUAAAGUAAAUGCUCUAGAAGAUAAGUGUAAUAGAUUGAUCCAGAAAAAUAAGAAUCUUAAACAGAAGUUAAAGAAAUUACAGAAAGAGUCUGCUAGUUUACCGUCUCUAACGGAUAAUACAGGAAUAGAUAGAUUCAUUGAAGACCAAGAGAUCGAAAGAAGCUUAAGCAUAAUACCAAAACUUACGAAGAAUAAUUCAAAUAUCGAGAUUGAAAGAAGCUUAAGCGUCACACCCAAAUUGACGGAGGAUAAUUCAAAUAUCGAGAUUGACAUUGAACUAAAAAUACCAGAACACGUAUCUUAUAAACCUCAACCUGUGAAAGCUCAAGAGUCUAAGAAUAUUGUGGAAGAGUCUCUAAAAGAAUAUUGUAAAAGAUUGAGUGAGGAAAAUAAGAAUCUUAAGGAGAAGUUAAGGAAAUUAGAGAAUCAGUCUGCUAGUUUACCAUCUCAAACAAAUAAUACAGGAACUGAUACACAACCAAGGGACAUUAUAGAUUUGAGAGAUAUUAGAGACGUAUGCCGAACUUGCUUAUUGAAAUCUAAAAAUCUAACGCAUAUUAACGACAAGAUUACUUUACCAAGUCCACAAUCAACUUGCUUAUUAAAAUCUAAUAAUCUAAAGCAUAUUAAUGACAAGAUUACUUUACCAAUUGCACAAACAACUGAGAUAAUGAUAUCGAAAGCUCUCGAGUCAAUAUUGUCUACUCCAGUUGAAGUCUCCGACAAUGUUCCGAAUCAAAUCUGUGAGACCUGCAAAAACCAAAUAAUUUUCUUAGCUACAAUUCGAUGUGCCUUCGAAAAGGCCAAUGCCAUUUUACAGUUCCAUUCUACUGAUCGUCUGCAAAAGAAAGCAAUCAACAAACAAAACACUAGUGAGAAAGAUGAUACUGAAAUCAAUAUUUCACCACAAUGCAAAGUGGAAGAAGAAGAUCUAUUUGAAGAAACUUUAAAUGAUCUGCAUAGUCCGGAACAAAUUGAUUGUGAAUUGGUAGACAAUGUCGAUGAAGAUCUGGUUUCUGGUGAUGAUCCUCUUGAAUUUGAUAACAGCGUAGCCAAUGUAUCGGAAGUGGAUCCACUGCUACUACAACCAGACAUUACCGUCGAAGAAGCUAGACCCAAGUCUUCAAAAUAUUCAAAAACACGAAAAUUCAAAAGUCUUAUUAGCCACACAUGUCCAAUCUGCUGCACGGUCCUAUCUCUAGCUGAUUUUAUUCCACACGUCAAAGGCCACAAGGUGCUGCAAAAGAACUUACGCGUUCCAAAGAACAUACUUAAAGGUCCAUACCGAGCCUCUCCUAGCGUUGAUAAGGGUUUGUUGAGUGGCGAGGGGGAAAUAUUGCAUAGCUGUCACGUCUGCCAGAAGCAGUUGAAAGCCGUUGAAUGUAUCACUCACUUGAGUCAGCAUCUUGCUGCCGAUCAGUCCGUUUGUGAUAAGUGUGGUAGAGUUUUUAAGAAUAAGAAGGUAUUAUUGUCACAUAUGGCAGUUCAUAAUGAUGAUCGUCCGUACAAAUGCACAUUUUGCCACCAAAGCGUCACGAGAUCAGAAAGCCUUAAGAGCCACGUUUGUACGAACCCCGGUUCUUAUAGAUGUAAGUACUGUCAGAAGUUGUUUGAGACUGCGGCUGCUCGGACUACACAUAUUAGUUCGGUUCACAAUUCCGCUAAGCACAUUCCCGGCUUUUGCAGGAAAUGCAACGUUGCCGUUAUGGAUUUGAGUACCCAUAGGAUAUCGAAGCACCCUACGACGAAACACCUGUGCACUGUAUGUGGGUCUUACGUUUGGAACAUUGACGUGCACAUGCAUAAACACAGAACGCGCUAAGGAUCCUCCACCAAUCACUGUCCCAUUUGCUGUAAGCAGUUUUACCACCGCUACGUACUGAACAAGCACGUCCUGAUCCAUGGCGGUAAAAAAAACCAUAUUAUGUAGUCCCUGCUCAAAUUAUUAGACUCACCCUAUAAA
Molecule: messenger RNA, 3842 nt
Organism: Diabrotica virgifera virgifera (western corn rootworm)
Lineage: Eukaryota; Metazoa; Arthropoda; Insecta; Coleoptera; Chrysomelidae
Exons: 11
Coding region: 540-3701 (1053 amino acids)
Cellular component (GO): nucleus
Molecular function (GO): sequence-specific DNA binding; zinc ion binding
Source: RefSeq, a predicted model, not a curated record